Messenger RNA from Menidia menidia (Atlantic silverside), 273 nucleotides. Lineage: Eukaryota; Metazoa; Chordata; Actinopteri; Atheriniformes; Atherinopsidae. The record is from the annotation of a GenBank genome assembly.
AUGUCUAAGGACAAGCUGGAGGGCCUGGUGAAGCGCAUGGAGGAGACGCUGGCGGAGAUGGAGCAGCUGAAGCUGCAGUGCGGCCGGCAGAGCGAGGAGCUGAGCCAGCUGGUGGUGGAGCUGCGCCGCGAGAACCAGGAGCUGGUGGAGAAGUACGGCCAGCUCACGGCCGACAUGAAGGAGGCCAAGGAGGUCAUCGAGCAGCUGCAGGACACCAAGUACGCCUUCAACGCCAAGGAGCGGCAGGCGCAGAAGCUCAGCCGGCAGCUCUGA